Molecule: messenger RNA, 4782 nt
Organism: Adineta steineri
Lineage: Eukaryota; Metazoa; Rotifera; Eurotatoria; Adinetida; Adinetidae
Source: the annotation of a GenBank genome assembly
AUGUUAAUGGAAAACGUUUUUUUCUUUUUCUUCUUGAUUAAUUCUGUUUAUCUUCAAAUUCAAAUAAAUCUUUAUGAUACAAAUUGGUCAAAUGAAAAUUUAAAUAUUCAACAUGAUUGUUUAAAUAUUCCAGUUCAUAUUGAAGAUGAAGCUGAAUCUCAUCAAACAAUAUCUUAUUGUAUGGGUGAAUGGCCUUCUCAAUUUCAUCUAAUUGAAAAUAAUUUUGAUAAUAAAUAUACUUUUUCUCAAUUACAAGAACGAGAUGUAACAUCUGAACAAUUAUAUUACUGGUCAGCAUCAAUUGAUGUUAUUGAAGAAUAUCAAAAUUAUUUAGAUAAGAAAUCAUUUGAAAAUCAAAUUUAUUAUAAUUGUACAUUACCAUAUUUUGGUUCAAAAUGUCAAUAUACUUUAGAAAUUUAUAAUGAAAUUUAUUCAACAAUUAAUGAUAUGAUUCAUAAUUAUUAUAAAUAUAAUUUAUAUAAACCAACAUUAUUCACAUGUUAUGGCCAUUUAGAAUGUAAUCGUGGUCCAUAUCCAUCAUGUCUUGAUUGGACAGAAAUAUGUGAUGGAAAAAUUGAUUGUUUUGAUACAGGUAUUGAUGAAAAAGAUUGUUGGCAUUUAGAAAUGCAUCAAUGUAACCAAAAUGAAUUUAAAUGUGCUUUUUAUGCACAAUGUAUACCGUUAGAAUUUUUACUUGAUCAGUCAAGUAUACCUGAUUGUCUUGAUCAAUCUGAUAACCUAUAUUUUAUUUUGUUACAUGGUUCUCGUUUUCCACGAACGUUUUUCCAAGAACCAUCAUCCAUAUUUGAAGAUUUAUCAUGUGUCAAAAAAAAAUUUAUGGAAUAUGAUAUUACUCCAAUUGCAACAAGUUCAUGUGUUUCAUCUCGUGGACAACUUUUAUUAGAUGCUAUGUUUUCCAUGAAAACAAAUUUAACAACUGAAGAAUGCUGGAAAGUAUUGAAAUGUUUUAUUAAAGGAUUAAAUUUGAAAAUUGAAGAAUGUUCAUUACUUUGUGAAAAUCAUGGUGAUUAUGGAUGUAUUGAAAUAAUAAGAAAAACAUGUCCAGAUAUUAUAUUUAUUCCAUCAUAUCCAAUAUUUCGUGGUCAUAUUUAUUUAGCAUAUGAUAAAUCGAAAAUAAAAACUCCCUAUUUUCCACCACAACCAACUUAUGUUUGUUACGAUGAACAAUUCAUUAAUAUACCUAAGGAUGGAAAACAAUUAUUUAAAUUUAAUAAUAAAACUUGUCGUCAUUUCAUUGAUUCAAUGAUUGGUCGUGAACCAUAUGAUGAGUUCGAUUGGUUAAUAAGACAUGUUCGUAGAGUUGAAAGAUGGUUACAUAAAACUGAUAUGUUAAUUGGUAUUAAUUCAACAUUUUGUAAUCAAUCAAUAAUGUAUCAAUGUAUGAAUUCAUCAAAAUGUAUUUCAAAAGCUCGUCUUUUCGAUCGUAUCAUAGAUUGUUAUUAUGAAGAUGAUGAAAGUCUAUCUGUAUUAAAAAAUAUCGAAUUAGUACAAUCAAAUUCAAAUUUUAUGCAAUGUCAACCAAAUGGUGAAUUUUUUCCUUGGUUUCUAUUUAACGAUAUAUACAGUUGUGAAUGUAGUGGAUCUGGUGACGAUUAUUGUUUUGAUGAAAAUUUGAAUGAUUUUUAUUUUAAAAAAACAAUUUCAUUUCAAACAAUUUGUGAUAAAUUUACACAUUUAGCACCGGAAUUUACUGAAAAUAAAAAUGAAACAGAUGAAACAAAUUGUGAAUCUUGGCCAUCUCUUCAUAUAUAUAAUCGUUGUAAUGGAUUUUGGGAUUUUCUUAAUGGUUCCGAUGAACUUAAUUGUGAUUCAUCAUUAGAAUUAUUGAACUGUUCACAAAAUUAUCAUGUUUGUGUUUCAGCAGAAACACGUGAAUUAAUGUGUUUACCAAUUGAAAAAGUUAAUGAUAAUAUUACUGAUUGUAUUGGUGCUGCUGAUGAACCAACUCGAUGUGAUGAAAGAUUUAUAGCAUAUAAUGUUUUUUAUAUGAAACAGGAAGAUCCAAAACUAUUUGGUUGUCAUAGUAAUGAAGAAUGUAUAUUAGGUGAUCAAAUAUGUGAUACUCAUGAUGAUUGUCCUAAUGGAGAAGAUGAAAAAGUUUGUAAAAAUAAAGAUUUAGCAGGAAUAGAUCCACUUAUCGCUAAAGGUGCUUGUACAAAAAAGUAUGAAGAAUAUGAAUCUGAUAUUAUCAAAAUAUUAUGUAGAUUAUUUACUAACGAUGGAUAUCGGCGUGAAGUAUAUUUUACUUUGGAUUAUAGUGAAAAUUCUAAGGGUCAUUACUCGAAGCCCAGUACGAUCAUGUGGUCAGAUACAUAUAAACCAAUUGCACCCAAUGCUAAAUUGUAUCAACAACGUUGUCAUCGUGGUCUUGAUUUAAAAAUUUGGUUAGAUAAACAAAAUAAUCUAACAAACAAUACUUGUCUUUGUCCUCCAAGUUAUUAUGGAAAUAUUUGUCAAUAUCAAAAUCAACGAAUUAGUCUUACUUUACAAUUUCGUGCUACAACUGAUUCCAUAUUUAUUCCUUUUAUUAUAAUUAUAUCAUUAAUUGAUAACAGUGAUCAAAAAAUAAUUCAUUCAUAUGAACAAAUUAAUUUUUUAGCUUCAAAACAUUGUCAAAAAAAAUUUAAUUUUUAUUUAUUAUAUUCAUCAAAACCAAAAGAUUCAACAAAAACUUAUUUUAUACAUAUAGAUUUUUAUGAAAAAUUAACAUUAAAUUAUCGUGGUAGUAUUCUUCAACAAGUUAAUUAUUCAUUUUUACCAGUUCAUCGAUUUGUUUUACAAUUAGAUAUUCCAAAUAAUUAUGAUCAAAGUUUAUAUUGUUUAGAUAAACAAUGUACUCAUGGAAAAUGUAUCAAGUAUUUUAAUAAUCCAACUAAUCAAACAUUUUGUCAAUGCGAUCCAGGCUGGACAGGAAAAUUUUGUACAGUUAAAUAUGAUUGUUUAUGUUCAUCUCCAUCAUUAUGUAUUGGUAAAUUAGUAAAUAAUCGAUCUUUAUGUGUAUGUCCAAUUAAUACAAUGGGUCCUCGAUGUUUAAUUCAACAUCAAUCAUAUGAAAUAUGUCAAAAUGGUGGUCACGGUGUAUUAAUAGAUGAAUAUGAAAUUCCAAAAAAAAAAUUUAUUUGUACUUGCUCAAAAGGUUAUUCAGGUGAUCAAUGUGAACAAAAUCAAACAAAACUUGAAGUAUCAUUUGAUGGAAAUAUUGAUUUAUAUCCAUCAAUAUUUAUUCAUUUUAUUGAAGUUAAAACUAAUGAUGUUCCAAUUCGUACAACAACUAUUAAAAGAACACGAAUCGAACAAAAUUCAUUUAUUGUUUAUCGAUCAUUACCGUUUCAUAUUGCUUUUGUUGAAUUAUCAAAUAAAAGUUAUUAUUUAGUUUAUAUGCAAAAGAAAUAUCAACCAUUAAUUAUUCAAAAAACCUUGAAUUCAUUUGAUCAAUGUUUAAAUAUAAGUAAAUUAUUUAAUGAAACAAUGAUGAAUUAUCAUUUUCUUCGUCGUAUUAAAUAUUAUCAUAUACCAUGUCAAACAAAUUCAUCAUUAUUAUGUUUUUAUGAUGAACAACAAUUUUGUUUAUGUCAACAACUUGAUCAACAACGUGUAACAAAUUGUUUUAAUUUUAAUCAUACUUCUAGUGUAAGUUGUUCGAAUGGAAAUCUAUGUAAACAUGGUGGAAAAUGUUUUGAAGAAAAUUCUAAAUGUCCAAAAUAUUUCUUAUGUCAAUGUCCUGAUUGUUAUUAUGGAAUACGAUGUGAAGAAACUAUAAAUGGAUUUAGUCUUUCAUUAGAUGCUAUUCUUGCUUAUCAUACUUAUCCAAAUCAAAAUCUAUUUGAUCAAUCACAUGCUAUAUUAACAAGUUCAAUUUUAAGUACAAUUAUUAUUAUUAUUGGAUUAAUAAAUAGUAUUUUAUCAUUAAUUACAUUUCAAAAUAAAACAACACGUGAUUUAGGUUGUGGAAUUUAUCUUUUAUUUACAUCAUUAAUAAAUUUAUUUUUAAUGAUUCUAUUUCCAAUAAAAUAUUGGAUUAAUAUUUAUUCUCAAAUUGGAUUUAUAACUAAUCAAUCAUUUUUAAAUAUUCAUUGUUAUUUAAUGGAUUUUCUUAUUCGAUUCUGUUUAAAUAUGGAUCAAUGGUUAACAACAUUUGUAUCAAUUGAACGUGCAUAUAUAACAAUAAAAGGUGUCCUAUUUAAUAAAAAACAAACAAAAUUAAUAGCUAAACGAACGAUAAUUGUUCUUAUAUUUUUAAUAAUUUUAACAAAUAUUCAUGAUCCUAUUUAUCGAAAAUUAUUUAUUGACAAUCAAUUUGAUGAUGAUGAACAUAUGAAAAUUAUAUGUCAUGUUGAAUAUAAAUCAAAUCUUCGAGUAUAUAAUUUAAUAAUGAAUGUAUUUCAUUAUGUUACACCAUUUAUUAUUAAUUUAAUAUCAGCUAUUAUUAUUAUUUUUAUAAAUACUAAACAGAGAAAAUCAUUACAGAAUAAUCAAAAAAAAUAUUUUGAUAUAUUAAAAGAACAAAUUGGACAACAUAAAAAUCUUCUUAUUGGACCAUUUGUAUUAAUUAUUCUUAAUCUCUCACGUUUAAUUAUAUCAUUUACAUCUGGUUGUAUGACAUCAAAAAGUAAUUCAUGGUUAUUUCUUUUAGGAUAUUUUAUAUCAUUAAUUCCACCAUUACUUACAUUUAUUUUAUUUGUUUUACCAUCAACUGUCUAUAAACAAGCUUUUAGAAAAAAUAUUAGUCAUUAUAAGAAGAUCAUUAUUAGACGUCCAUGA